AUGUCCAAAACAAGCCCGCCGGCGCUCCCGGCGGUGCUGACCACCCCCGCAGGCGCGGCAGCCGUCCUGGCCACCGUCUUCCUUGCCGCCCGCACCCUCCCGCUGGUGUGGGCUCUCUCGGUGGCCCUUGGCGCCGCCCUCCCGCUCGUCGCCGCCCUCCACUUUGCUGCCCUCCCGCUCUACGCCGCCGACUACCGCCCGCUCACCGCGGCUCCCGGCCCUCUCCCGGGCGCCAGCCCAGAGGAAGACGCGCCGCUGCCGCCUUCGGGUGGCUCGCUGCCACCCUCGGUCGGCGCGCCGCCGACCGGCUCGCGGACAAAGGUCCGCAAGCGUGUGGCCCGGGCCACCGUCCAGCCACCGCCGCGGCUCCCGGUCUCCAUCCGCCAGCUUGCACAGGGCGCCAUCCCGCAGUAUGUCACGCCCAACACCCGCGAGCCCGUUGUCAUCGACAACGACUUUUUCUCUGGCCGCAUGAUCGUCAAGAUGAUCUCGGACCCGCCCGACCCGCACUACGCCCCGUACUUUGCCCUCGGCAAGCGCUCGUUCGAGAUCCAGAUCCAGGGCAAGUUUAAGGUUGUUCCGCAAGGCACUCUCUACAUGGGCGUUGAAUCCAUGAUCCGCGGCCUGCACUCGUCGUUUGGCACCCGCGACGACUCGGAGCUCCCACACAUUGUCUUCCCGCUCACCAUGUCGGUCGACCGCUACAUUGUCACUCCGCCCGGAGAGAGCCCGCCUGAUCUCUGCGUCAUGAUGCUUCCGGGCACAGACGACGAGAACGCCGCACGCCGCAAGAACGCCCGCAUCGACGACACCUUUACCACCACAGACACCUACACCCUUUCGUUCCACUCGGCAAACCUCGACCUUGUCCAGUGGAAGGCUGUCAAGAUCCCAGGCCUUUCAGACCUCGAGCUCACCUCGUUUGUCGCCGAUCAGCCGCUCCGCAUCGUCGCCUACACCAUGGGCCAUGGCGACUUUACCCACCGUCCGCACCUCACCGCCGACAAGACUUACCUCUUUGCCUUUGAGUUUGCACACACCGGCGGUGUCGUCGACUGGUCGCCACUACGCGCCUUUGAUGCUGCCGCGGCCGACCCCAACGCGCCCGACCACGAGUACGAGUACGCGUAUGACGACGAAGACGGCGACGAAGACUCGAGCGACUCGCCCCUCACUCCCGACGAGCCCGCCGGCCCGUCAGGCCCGGUCACCAUGGCUCCGCCACCGCUCCUCACUCCCACCAUGUCGCGUGGCAGCGGCGAGCGCCCGAUCCAGGCAGAAUCUCCCGAGCCCCCGCUCUCGGUCCCACCAGUCGCACCGCCGUCAACCGUCUUCUUUGAGCCCAUCCGCAUCCUCGACAUGUCGGUUCCCAUCUGGGCCGAGUGCGCCCUCGGUGCCUCCGGCCAACGCAUGGUCGUCUUCCUUAUCUCGGUCCUUGCCCUCAAGCUUCAGCCCGAGCCGACCGACUCGCCGCACACCUCGACCUCGUCCCGCCUCGACCUCGCUCUCGGCGGCCUCGAGCCGCUCGCCGCCGCUCCGGGCUCUGACGACGACAACGGCAACGAGCUCAGCGCCGUCGCCGCAGCGCCGCCGCUUCCGCCACUCUCGCGCACCCGCUCGCACUCUGCUGGCUCGGACGACGACGACCUUCCUGAGCUCGACGACACCAACUCUAUCUACACCGACGACCACACGUACUCGGACGCAGGCGUGGUCUCGCGCCAGUACCUGCUUCCCGCCGACCGGCCAGCCGCGAGCUCCUUUGACGCCGGCGAUCUCUCCGACGACGACCGGCCCGACGUUGAGCUCUCCGACUCGGACGACGACGACGACGCUGCCGACGACUCGUCGCGCACCGUCCGCUUCUCCGUCCUCCGCACCCUCGGCGACUUUGUCAAGCUCGACGCCGCUUGCAAGGCCUCCUUCCCCGACCACGAGCCCCUCCCGACCCGCCUCAUCCGCCCCUCCUCGCAGCCGCAGACCAUCGAAGAGCAGCGCCAGGCGCUCUCGGUCUUUCUUUCGGCCCUCGUCCCGCGCGAGGCCGGCGACUCGACAGAGAACGAGCUCGCCUGUGCCUUUGCCCAGCAGCAGACCCUCGCGGACACCCUCUUCCUCUCCAACACCAAGCGUCCCGAGCUCAAGCUUCGCUUGCCGGCCGCCAAGGGCACCAAGGGUGCCGCCCCGCAAAUCCUUCACGAGGCACCCGUUGCCCGCUCGCUGUGGGAGACAUUCUGGCGCGAGGAGUGGGCCGUCCUCACUCCUGCUCGCCUCGCCUUUUACAGCGCUCGCUCGCGCAAGCCGCUGCAGACCAUCGCACUGGGCGAGGUCAUGGCUGUCACCGCCGUCGACGAGGACGACAUGCCUUUUGGCUCGCUGCACUUUUUCCAGAUCGAGACUCCCGGCCGCCUCUUCUACAUGUGUAUGCGGUCACAGGCCUCACGUGAUGCCUUUGUCCACGCCGUCGCCAUGGCCUGCGCCGCCCUCGUCGCCCGCGACGCAGUGCCUGCCCCCCGCCUGGCCUCCCCUGCCACAGGCCCCGCGCCUGCGCCCACGCCCGACCUUUCGCGCUCGCCGUCGAUGACCAUCUUUGCCGAAGCCACCGGCGACGAUGCGCCAGUAGACUCGGCCGCCGCCGCUGCAAGCUUACCGCCUCGUGCCGUCGGCGACGAAGUCGCCUCAGAAGACGCCACCGCCCCGCUCGGCUGGGAAGCCGCAGGCUCGCCCGCCGCCCGCGACGCCGCGUCAACCGGCUACGUCUUUAAGGCCCCGCGCAAGGACUCGAAGCGCCAGCGCGUUGUCCUCAACGCCCGCAAAAUGGCCUUCCGCCCACUCCCCGCCGACGGCCCGUCGGCCCUCGCCAUCGUAGAGUCGCUCCUCCGCACCGUCGCCACCCUCCGCCCAGACUCGCGGACCGAAGAGAUUACCUCGUUCCUCGACUCGACGGCAGACCUCAAGCUUGUCGAGCUCACCGACCUCGAUGAGAACCAGCGGCUCGCCUUCUUCCUCAACCUCUUCCACACCCUCCUCCAGCACGCCCUCCUCGUCAUGGGCCACCCGUCGUCGGCCCUCUCCCGCAAAUCAUUCUACAACCGCGCCUCCUACGAGGUUGCUGGUUACGUCCUCUCGCUCUCGGAGAUCCAGCACUCGGUCCUCCGCGCAGGCAUGGCCCGGCCCAAGAAGAUCUACGACUUUUUCAUCCCAAAGUUUGGCCAGAAAAGGCUCAAGCUCAACAGGAACAAGGGCUACCCGUUUGCCCUCUCCAUCCGCGAUGCCCGCGUCAACUACGCCAUCAACCUCGGCACCCGCUCAUCGCUGCCCUGGAUCCUCGUCUACACCCCAGCCGCACUCGACGAGCAGCUCGACUACGUCGCCUCGUGCCACGUCAACGCCUUUGUCGAGCUCAACGAGGCAAAGUCCGCCAUCAUUCUCCCGCGCGUCUGCCAGUGGUACGCCAAGGACUUUGACCACGCCGCACGCUCCAAGCUCGCUGUCAAGUAUGGCAUCCUGCGCCAGGUGGCUCGCUACCUCGACGAGGACCCCUACGCUCGCCUUCGCCGCCUCCUCGACGCCGGCUCGGAAUGCUCCAUCAAAUACGCGCCCUUUGACUGGACGUACUGGGAUGGCCUCCGCCUCGUCGACGAGCAGGCUCUCGCGCCCGACGCCUGACCUCGCUCCUCCCACACCCGCUUCCCGCGGCCGCCAAAUAAGACGUGCGUUUAACGCCGGCCAAGCAGAGGCAAAUCGAGCCGGGAAAAGACAAAGAGAGAAAGAGG
This is a messenger RNA of Thecamonas trahens ATCC 50062, 3773 nucleotides long. RefSeq lists its product as uncharacterized. The transcript has 2 exons. The record is from RefSeq and is a predicted model, not a curated record. The coding region runs from base 1 to 3666 and encodes 1221 amino acids. NCBI's taxonomy places the organism in Eukaryota, Apusomonadida, Apusomonadidae.